This is a messenger RNA of Aricia agestis (brown argus), 630 nucleotides long. RefSeq names its product NADH dehydrogenase [ubiquinone] 1 beta subcomplex subunit 11, mitochondrial (gene NP15.6). Bases 118 to 549 code for a protein of 143 amino acids. The record is from RefSeq and is a predicted model, not a curated record. Lineage: Eukaryota; Metazoa; Arthropoda; Insecta; Lepidoptera; Lycaenidae. The transcript has a single exon.
AAUAAUUCAACAUUUUUGUUCGAAAAAUUUAACUCGCCCUGUUUCAUAAUCACUCAUUUCUUUUCCAAAAACGAAUAGUGGCAUACAGUCAAUAAAUAUUGCAUAGCUGCAAUAAUAAUGGCGGCUUUGAUAAAAUUACGUCACAUGCCUAUUGUGCAAAGAAGUGUCUUCAACCACUUGCUACGAAACAGUCGCAACAUUUCUACGUCCAAGAAAAAUAGUGAUACUGCUACAACAACAUGCGAUACAACACCUCAAGAUAAAAAUUGGGUUAGCUACGGCUUUGAUUACACCAGCAAGGAAGAGGACGAUAGUGCCCACCAUGCUUCAUACUUUUUCUCCAUCACCAUGUGUAUUGUGUUUGGAGGUUUCGCUUGGGCAUACGCUCCGGACGUACACUUGAGAGAUUGGGCACAACGCGAGGCUUACUUAGAACUUCAUCGCCGUGAAAAGGCUGGAUUACCUCCAAUUAGUCCUAAUUAUGUGGAUCCAUCAACUAUUAAUCUACCUUCGGAUGAGGAGCUGGGUGAUACUGAAAUUAUUAUUUAAUUUUGUCUGAUAUCAGUUAUAUUUGUAGAUAAUGUAAUAUAUAUUUAAAAUUAAAAGUGUGUUAAAUGUUAAAACAACAAA